AUGCGUUGUCAUCCACCUGAACCCGGCCGGGCCGAGUCGGGGUCCCGGUCUCUGGGUCCGAGGAUGCCGUGCCGGCGGGAGUUUCGGGGGUUGCUUAAUUGUCAUCAUGACCCGACCGCAGGCUGUUGUUCCCUUCCAUCCGACGACUCACUCAACCUGGCCGACAUUGGCCGUCCACAACACGAUGGAAACGCGAGUGAAAAAAAUAGGUCGCAGUAA
This is a messenger RNA of Colletotrichum paranaense, 219 nucleotides long. RefSeq lists its product as uncharacterized. The coding region runs from base 1 to 219 and encodes 72 amino acids. The transcript has a single exon. Lineage: Eukaryota; Fungi; Ascomycota; Sordariomycetes; Glomerellales; Glomerellaceae. The record is from RefSeq and is a predicted model, not a curated record.